Molecule: messenger RNA, 557 nt
Organism: Apis florea (little honeybee)
Lineage: Eukaryota; Metazoa; Arthropoda; Insecta; Hymenoptera; Apidae
Product: longitudinals lacking protein-like
Source: RefSeq, a predicted model, not a curated record
GAUACGCGAAGGAGCCGUCGAGAUCGUCGUGGUCGAGUCAGCCGGAUCAAGUUCAGAGAUACUUUUGCCCGAGGUGUUGCAGCUCGUUCAGCAAGAAGGCGAACAUGCUGACCCAUUUCAGAUACGAGUGCGGGAAGGAGCCGCGGUUCCAAUGCCCGUACUGCGGCAAACGGGACAGAAAAUCGUCCAACACCUACAGGCAUAUCAGAACGUAUCACCAGGGGGCGUUGCCGUUGCCGGCCUACGACGAGUCGAGCGUGAUGGACGGCCACCACCACCAGAGGGGGACAGUCGAGUACAGUCGAGGAAGGAGGACAGCGAUCAAGAACGAAGACGGCUCGUUUUGGAACUCCGGCAAGAUGUCCUAUCACUGUCCCAUUUGUAACGCGGGAUACACGUAUAAGAAAACGUUGAAGACCCAUAUGAAGUACGAUUGCGGAAAGGAGCCAAGGUUCAAGUGUCCUUAUUGCAGCAAGAGGGACAAGUGUUCGUCGAACAUUUACAAGCAUAUCAGGAUGAGACACGACGGGAUGCCUGUGAUCGUGCAUAGGAAUUAG